Messenger RNA from Punica granatum (pomegranate), 1298 nucleotides. The record is from RefSeq and is a predicted model, not a curated record. Lineage: Eukaryota; Viridiplantae; Streptophyta; Magnoliopsida; Myrtales; Lythraceae.
UGAAUCCAUUCCACUGCCUCCGUAUUGUUUGAAAAUAAGUAAAAGAAGGAGAAAGAGAAGAAUCGAAGUCUUUGGGUCCAAAGAAGAAUAAAAGAAGUCACGAAAGACUCCCCUUUGGAAAAUGAUAUUUUUCUCAACCACCACAAAGGAAACAACCAAACGAAAGUGGUCCAUCCCACCGCUAAUUUCCUUUUCCACAUCAUAUAAUCAAUUCCUUGAGUGAAACCCAAGCCUCCCAGAUGUUUCAUAUCUCAUUUGUUCCAUGUUCUCCUUCCACUUCCGCAAAUAUUCCGUAACUACUCCGGUAGCAACAAGCAAAAGGAUUGAUCGGAUAGGAAAAGACUCGAAGGAACCAUAAAAUUAUGGAAGAAUCUCGGGGGCUCGGCUCGUUCUUUCUUUGCAUAGCUGCUGCAGUCCUCGGCCUCCUCUCGUCUCUCGCGUGUAUUCCCUCCGAGCUGAAAAGAACCAAGAAGGAGGAGCUGAAGUUAGACGGGAAGCUAUGCUAUUUGCCGGAAAGUGGCGCGUUCAAAUACGGGGUUGGUGCUUUGAUUUUUCUCUGCGUCGGUCAGUUCAUCGGGAAUUCUGGGAUUGUAUGGACUGUCUGUUCGAGGAAGAAGAUCACAGGGAGAUUGAAGGAUGAUAAGAGACCGGCAAUAAUUACAACUGGCCUCUUGGUUGUAUCCUGGAUCAGCUUCGUGAUUGCAGUUACAUUACUCGGCGCAGCCACGAGCAUGAACAGAGAGCAGCGUUACGGAAAAGGAUGGCUAGAUGGGGAGUGUUACCUUGUAAAGGGCGGUGUGUACAUGGGAUCGGCUAUAUUAGCUUUAGUUGCCACAUGCUCCAUUCUCUGCUCAGCCUUCUUGAUGAGGAUCUGAAGCGACAGCCAACAGGCAGCGUGAGCACGGCCACCCGAAGGGACACCACCAUGCCUCGGAAAGAUAAGUCCAUUUUUGCUUAGAACACAGAAAUGGGAUCGGAAAGACAGCAGAAUGAAGUUGCUUUCUCCUGUUUCACUUGGAUAUUCGAUUUAUUAUCUGCGUGCGGGCUGUUGAUCCCAGAGAACAUCGUCCAGAUGAGGAAACUUCGGUGGCAUUAAUCUUCAUGCGCAGGCAACAGAACAUGAACGGAAGGUGUUCUGCAAACGGUUUUUGCAGCUCGAGUGGCUAUAUUAGAAGAUUUGCAAUCUCUUUUGCGGCUAUGUAUGUUAAUACUUAAAAGAGUUUUUUUUGCAGUGAUUGUCCAUUAUCAGUUGUUUAUUAUCAGCUAUGAUGCUUUCUGCAAAUUUUCAUCUUACGUUU